Molecule: messenger RNA, 902 nt
Organism: Rubroshorea leprosula
Lineage: Eukaryota; Viridiplantae; Streptophyta; Magnoliopsida; Malvales; Dipterocarpaceae
Source: the annotation of a GenBank genome assembly
AAAUCUUCCUCUUGCUUUCUGGAUCCAGGCAUGGUCUUUCUUUUUCCGGUACAUGUUUGCUUUUCUUCCCCAAGAUCCAUUAAACCUCAACCGCAAUUCAAUCUCUCCAUUCCAACGGAAGAGAAAGAAAAUGGGAAAAGAGAAGAAAGGAAGAUCCACAGCACUUUCGUCCCCCACAUAAUCUCGUCCAAUUCCUCCACUCGCAAGUUAUUCCUCAUCCCCGUUUCUUCCAGAAACACUUGACCUUUUUUUUUCAUUUUUUCUUUUAUUUGUUUUUUGUUGACAGGUAGGAAAUAUACCAGAUCGGCAUUGUUCUCGCUAACUAACUAAUAUUCCCACCAUUGUGUUGGCUGUUAUAAAUAUGCCAGUAAGCAUGAACUGCUCAGUUCUUCCGCUGAUAAUUGUAGAGUGGAUAAGCCAUGAUGAGGAAUGCAUGGGCAUACUUGUUUCUUCAGCUAGUUUAGUCAUGCAUAACUGCUAUUUACAGUUCUGUCUUUUCCCUUCAUGGCUGGUUUAUUCUAAAUAUUUGAGUAGAUAUUUCAAGGAAUUGGAUUCUGCAUUUGUAAAUACUUAUGUUACUGUAUGGAUUUCGCUUGAUAACAGAUUGUGAUUGCUUUUAAUUGCUGAGGAAGUACUCCUCUUGGCUAGGUUUCAUUUUCCCAUUAAAUGCUAAUAUCUUGUACUGGUUCCACAUUUUGGGUGGUUUAACUUGCUUUUCUGUGAUGGGGUCUUGGAUAGAAGUCAAUUUUGGGGUGAGGGUUAUGGUUUUUACCAGUAUAAUAUUGGCGUUUUGUUUACUUUCAUUCUUGUGUGGAUUACUUUUCUUGGGUUUAAAGUGCUAGUGACUUAUUAGAUUUUGCUAGUAAGAUUUGAUACUGUUGAAGUGCUAGUCUUUUCUAAUU